This is a messenger RNA of Morchella sextelata, 1581 nucleotides long. RefSeq lists its product as uncharacterized. Gene Ontology annotation, molecular function: catalytic activity. The transcript is spliced from 2 exons. NCBI's taxonomy places the organism in Eukaryota, Fungi, Ascomycota, Pezizomycetes, Pezizales, Morchellaceae. The record is from RefSeq and is a predicted model, not a curated record. Bases 1 to 1581 code for a protein of 526 amino acids.
AUGUCACUCCGAUUCCCCUUCCACAGUAACUCCUCGUCUUCAUCAGCAAAUUACCAGCCCACAAACCCGCUCUCUCACCCCCCAGACUCAGAGCACCUCCAAUCAUACGAGCAGCACCUCUCCUCCGUAAACUCAACACAGCUAUCUGAGGCCGACCGCUCACUGUGCGAGGAAUUCAUUAGCACGCUGUCCCCCGUGGACGGACGCACACCUGAUACACCCCUCUCAUUAACCUCGCUGCUAACUUCAUCAACGCCCCGAUCGUUCCAUGUGGGCACGGGUCUCUCAGUGACGACGCUCCUGUCGUCAAUCAUUGCCUCUGCUACAACUGAGGUCCUCUUCGUAACAUGCUUCUGGGCGGCGUCAGAGUCGCGGGCGGUCUUUGCAGACGCCCUUAGGACACUCUCUGAUACCGCGCUAGCAAAGGGUAAAGGCCGAAUCCGGGUGAGGAUCGGAUUUUCGUCUUCGGGGCUACUUCAGAAGCUCCGACAUCCGUCGACACCAAAGGGGAAGGAGUAUCCGCCAUCAACAUGGGCAUCCAUGGGGCUACCCGACCCGCGCGAGCUGGAGGGGCUCGAUAUGGCUGUGAAGAGUAUCUUCUAUCUGCCGUUCUCAGUGCUACACGGCAAAUUCUGUAUCGUCGACCGCAAGGUCCUCGUGCUACCUAGCGCCAAUAUCUCAUACGAGGUCUGGGGUGAGUCCGCGACCAUCUUUGAGGGUGCGGUGGUAGACACAUUUCUCCAGUUCUGGCGCGGCGUAUGGGGCAUCGGCGAGGAGGCGAGAAUUGAGGACGACGACGAGGAGGACCUGCUGCUGAUGGGCGACAGCUAUAAAGGCCGUUUCUCGACGAAUCCGGCACUGACACAUCCCACAUUAUUUCUCCCGCAGCCGCACCAUAGACACCCGCGCUUUCCAGCACCGAUAUCGCACUUCUUACCCGCGCCGCCGGCGCACAAGGACCCGAUGGGAACGCCGCAGAAUGCGUUUCUGCUGUUGGCGGUUGCGAAGGCACAGAAGAGCAUCUAUAUACAGACGCCGAAUCUGACCUCGCAGCCAUUGAUUGAUGCGCUGGCGGCGGCAGUCCGCAGGGGCGUGGUGGUGGAGCUGGUGACUUGCAGGCGGAUGAUGACGUUGGAGCAGGUUGUGACGACGGCGGGAGCGGGGAUCACGGAGUGGUGCGUAAGGAGAUUGGUGAAGAGGGUUGUUGCCAAUGCGCUGCCGGAAGGGAAGAGGGGUGCGGGCGGGGGUGGGGGACGUGGGCUGUGGGUGUGGUAUUAUACGGGGGCUGCGAAGGAGGCCGGCGGCGGUGGGUUGAUGGAUAGGGCGGUCAAAAGCCAUGUGAAGGCAAUGAUCAUUGAUGGGAGGAUAACAGUGGUGGGCAGCGCGAAUGGGGACAGGGCAAGCUGGUAUACGAGCCAGGAGGUCAAUGUGGCCGUAUUUGCGGAGGGAUUCGCGAAGGAGGUGCGUAGGGAGCUGGUACAGGGCUUGGGGGGCCGGUUGGAGAGCGUCUUUAGGGGAAGAGAGGAGGAAGGAAAUCCGGGUGUGGGAGUAGAAGCGCGGGUUGGGAGAGAGACGGUUUAG